CAGCGGCGAUAUCAACGCAAGUCAGUCAUACUCCAGUAAGUAAUCUUCUCUAUACUCUUUUUGCCACAAUUAUACUGCUCCUUCUCCGGGGUUCAAACCAGAGCAGAUGCUUGGGGGUCUUUUCGUUACAACCAGUGUUUGUAUUGACCACGUGUCCCGAAUACUAACAUCAAAAAGUUGUCAAUACACAAAGCUCGUCCAUAUUCAUUACAUUAGACAUGGACAGCACACUCAUCGCACGUGUGUCUUACGACGAAGACAUUACUCGUCACCAAGACGAGUCCCGCCAGCACCCUCACGGGUGCAUGUGCACCACAUGCAAGGAGACGAGGCAACGGGGCCUUCAGGCUCCAGCCGGACGAACCACUAAGAAGUGGUUCACCAAGAACGUCAAGCUGUGUCCCAACGAGGGAUGCGGCGCUAUGAUUCAGAAGGCCAAGGGUGGAAAGGGGGUACGAUGCGAAACUUGCGGGCACGAGUUUUGCUGGACGUGCCUCGAGCCUUGCAACGGGGCCAACCGCGAGCAUCACUGCCGUGGUAAGCGUGCCACUCUACGGAAGUGGCUUUCGUAUGCGGUGUCUGGCUACGGCCUUUCACCAGGCCUCUGGGAUACUUACCACAUGUUCCUGGACAUGUAAUCCCAAUACACGCACCACCUACCUCAUCCCCUCUCAUCGACC
Xylaria bambusicola is the source of this 680-nucleotide messenger RNA. RefSeq lists its product as uncharacterized. Gene Ontology annotation, molecular function: zinc ion binding. The record is from RefSeq and is a predicted model, not a curated record. Lineage: Eukaryota; Fungi; Ascomycota; Sordariomycetes; Xylariales; Xylariaceae. The transcript has a single exon. Bases 219 to 638 code for a protein of 139 amino acids.